Molecule: messenger RNA, 1198 nt
Organism: Coregonus clupeaformis (lake whitefish)
Lineage: Eukaryota; Metazoa; Chordata; Actinopteri; Salmoniformes; Salmonidae
Product: mitochondrial pyruvate carrier 2-like
Exons: 5
Coding region: 88-543 (151 amino acids)
Biological process (GO): pyruvate import into mitochondria
Cellular component (GO): mitochondrial inner membrane
Molecular function (GO): pyruvate transmembrane transporter activity
Source: RefSeq, a predicted model, not a curated record
GUAGCCCAAUGACAGGGUGUACCGUUGGUACAAUAAAGUACAUCACAUACUACUUUGAUACUAAACUGUUGGUAACAGUCUCCAGACAUGGCUUUGGUGGGAGUUAGAGCUUCAUACCACAGGAUUCUUAACCAGAUAGAGCUUCUACUACCCGGUAAACUGAGACCCAUUUACAACCAUCCUGCAGGUCCAAAGACAAUUUUUUUCUGGGCACCAGUGUGUAAAUGGGGUCUGGUUUUUGCGGGUCUGGCUGAUAUGACCCGACCAGCUGAUAAACUGAGUCUCUCUCAGUCUGGAGUACUCAUGACCACAGGUGUUAUUUGGUCCAGAUGGUCCCUGGUCAUCAUUCCCAAGAAUUGGUUUCUGUUUUGUUGCAACUGUUUUCUUGGAGCGUCAGGAGCCACCCAACUCUUUAGAAUCUGGAUGUAUCAACAGGAAGUAAAGAAGCAACAGGAAGCAGGGGCUUCUGAAUUAAAAAGAAAGCAGUUAGCAGAGGCCCAUCCAUUGUUGGAUUAUUUUGAACUGGUGACACUUACUAACUAGUGGAUCUGAUUAACUUGAUUAAAUGCAAUUUCAUCUUUGAGGACUUCAACCACCACAGAAUCUUCCAACUCAAUAACACCCCUCCCUCUGCAAAUCACAAUUCAUGCUGUUAGUAAGUAUGUGACGAUGUGGGGAUGACAGCACGUCUGUGUGAAGAUGAUGGUAAGAUUAGUUCAUGGUAAGAUUAGGCUAAGAAACAUUUACAGAUUCACACAACACUUUAAAGAUGGGGAAUGUUUGAGUCUGAUGAUGGUUAAUGUUAUCUUUUUUAACAUUAACUCUUUGUUUUAGCCUUUUAGCGCUUUGUCUGAUUUUAGGACAUUGUGUUAUGUAUAUAUUUAUUGAAAAUAAAUUAUCCAUUUGAGAUAAAACUGUUCCUGACUUGAAGAAACCUUUCUCAUGUGCAUGAGGUUAACGGCCAACGUCAUCACACUGAGCUAAGUGAAAAGAGAAGUGUGGCUUCAUCAGUUUAUUGUUUACAUUGUGUCUUUGCCAUGUACAGUCCACAAUCACAUGUGGGGCACUUCAGCACAAUACAACGUUUUGGAACGUUCAGAUAGAAAUAUGUAAUAUAGAACAAACAUGCCUCUCCGACAUGUAGACCAAACUAUAGACCGCGUUUGGCAACUGAAUGUGGCCUUGUUUUCUAGGAAUU